AUGCUCAGUAUCGAGCAGAGUGGCCUAAUGUCUGAUACUCGAUCUACUAGUGAGGUCGACGUGGAUGCUCGCUGGGAGCAAUCUCGCAGGGUUGUGAAUCCUCCAUCCCGGCCUAUGACUUCAGGCACUGCGAUUGCCCGUUCCGAAACUAAGCGCUGGGACGGGGCUGAUGAGGGUCACAAAAUGACGAUCCGUAACUUUGGGCGCAAAUUGAUGCCGUCCAGAAAGUAA
Molecule: messenger RNA, 231 nt
Organism: Aspergillus bombycis
Lineage: Eukaryota; Fungi; Ascomycota; Eurotiomycetes; Eurotiales; Aspergillaceae
Exons: 3
Coding region: 1-231 (76 amino acids)
Source: RefSeq, a predicted model, not a curated record